GACUCAGAGGAGUGUUUCACACUGAAGUAUGAACACGAGGAAGUAAAUCAGGUUUCAGUCCUCAACAUCAAUCUUUACUUUUUGUUGUAUUAUUAGUAACUUUGUUUCCAUUUUCAUUUCUUCUACUGUCUUUAUUCAUUGUGUGGUUAUUUUAUGAAGAGAGAAACAGCAGAGAGAGAUUCAGUUCUUCAGUCAACAACAUCACAUGAACCCAAACUGAGACGUCGACCUUAAAUAUAGAACGACUCGUCCUCACUGAACAGACGACUGACAGCAGAGUUCAACUGAUGGAGACUGAAAACACACAGAACCAGAAUCAUUCUGGCUUUAUUACAUCAAAAGGGGGAAAAACAGAGAAAAACAGAGCAACAGUCGCUAAUGUAAGUAUAGAACCGGAGUCCGCUAACAGAAAUUUAACAGCCGCCAUCUUGCUCAACAUAGAAGUUCCUCAGAGUCGCUGUGAAGCACAAACUGAUUUACCCAAUGAAACUUUUUUUGCUUUGUUUCUGGAAACAUCUGGAGGGCCAAUUCAGACCUGGACAGAAGCAACGCUCCACUUCAUCACUCAUCACUGUGUUGGUGGAAAAUGUAACAUUUAGAAAAUAAACAUCUUUUAAGAGAUAUGAAAUAUUGCAUUCUUUUGGAUCGUAAUCAUGAUCUGUGUGAAAAAGUGUUGAACAGCUAGAGAGGAUAAUAAAUAAACUAAGGUGGGACUCAGUAGAGCACAUACCUCCGCCGACGGUACUAUUUAAUUUAAUCAAGAUUCAAGAUUCAUCAAAUCUCUGAACAUUCAACCUCAUUUCAGGAGCAGAUGGAUGUUUUCAACCUACAUCCUGAUUGUAGCUGCCAGAAAAACACGUGUUUUUCCACGUAUUUCCACGUGUUUCCACGCGUUCACUCCUGUCUGAACGGUUCAGUGUCGUAUUACUGAGCUUGUGUGCAGACUUUCCUUUAUCUCCUCCUUCAGACCUGCAGCUGAACAUCUGUGACGGCCGCCCAGUUUUCCCACUGACUCAGGCCAGUUUGGCUCCAGUUAAUCAUUUCUGGUCUCCUCACGCUACCUGCACCUUUCAUUUAGAGGAGAUUUCUCCGUUUGCUCGGACAUGUUGUUCACGGGUCCCUGCUUGUUUCUUGUCCUUGUGUUUUGGGGUCGGGUCGGCGGCGGGCCCAUGACGGACCCCCAUCCAGGUAUGUCAGACCAGGAGCUGUUCUGGGGCUCCGACCAGUACGACUUCUCCGUGGUGCUUCGUGCGGCGGGGAUGGAGUGUUUCUGGCACUUCGCUCACCGCGGAGAGAGAUUCUACCUGAACUUCAUGGUCCAGUGGGUCACAGGUGUCGCCAAUGACAGACACCUGUCCGUCAGCGUCAACGCUCCCAGCGGCCUGUUAGUGUCCACUGUUGAUGACGCGAAGGGUCAGAUCAACUUCGAGGCCGAGGAAACAGGUUUCCAUCAAAUGUGUUUGAGCAACUUCCACAAUCGCUUCGGCAGCAUGCAGAUCUUCCUCAGCUUCGGCGUUUACUACGACAACUACCAGGACCCCGGCAAGCUCAAGGAGGAAGAGAAGAAGAAGAAGGAGGAAGUCAGCAGAGACCUGAACAACACACUGACCGUCAUAGAGGAUGCGAGUCACAGAGUGUCGAGCUCCGUCUUCCACAUGUUUCGUUACUACACUUUCGGCCGCAUGAGGAAGAGCGCCGACUACUUCCUGCUGCUGUCCAACUCCAAGUACAUCACCUGGUGGUCGACGGUCCUCAGCCUCCUCAUCGUCACCUCCGGCUACCUGCAGCUCCUCUUCCUCAAAAGACUCUUCAUCACCAAGACGUGCACGGAGGUGGAGAAGCCGCGCUGCUGACCGACUCAGAUCUCUGUUUCAACCCCUGAAUCUGUCUGCGUGUGUGAAGGAAGCAGAGCUGGUGUUGUGUUUGUGUACUCAACACAAAAACUCACUUCCUUCUUCUACAAAACAACAUAAAUGUGGUUUCUUUAUCCAACAUUCAUUUGGGUUUUUUUUGUUCUUUUUGUCAAAUUUACACUUUUUAACUUCAGAUCGUUCUUUCUGUUUUGUUUCGGUUGAUUUCUAAUGUCGGAUACUAAAUGAGCAAACUUCACCAGAGAGCUGAAUAAAAGAAUAAAAGUUA
This is a messenger RNA of Acanthopagrus latus (yellowfin seabream), 2139 nucleotides long. It is a transcript of the gene tmed6, whose product is annotated as transmembrane p24 trafficking protein 6. The transcript has 4 exons. Gene Ontology annotation, cellular component: COPII-coated ER to Golgi transport vesicle; endoplasmic reticulum-Golgi intermediate compartment; endoplasmic reticulum. The coding region runs from base 1104 to 1853 and encodes 249 amino acids. Lineage: Eukaryota; Metazoa; Chordata; Actinopteri; Spariformes; Sparidae. The record is from RefSeq and is a predicted model, not a curated record. Gene Ontology annotation, biological process: Golgi organization; endoplasmic reticulum to Golgi vesicle-mediated transport; intracellular protein transport.